This is a messenger RNA of Sardina pilchardus (European sardine), 6300 nucleotides long. RefSeq lists its product as uncharacterized. The record is from RefSeq and is a predicted model, not a curated record. NCBI's taxonomy places the organism in Eukaryota, Metazoa, Chordata, Actinopteri, Clupeiformes, Clupeidae. The transcript has 3 exons. The coding region runs from base 111 to 2237 and encodes 708 amino acids.
GUGUAACUGCCUUUCGUCCGCAUUGUCAAGUUCACUCUCUGUCAAGUUCAUAGACUAGGCGCUUGAAAACAUAUAAGGAACUGAAACAAGGCUUCUAUUCAGCCUCAGGAAUGGGACUCUGGCCCUCAACCCAAAUCCCAGUUGAAGGAGAAGGGUCCACAGAAGAGUGGAUAAACAAUAUGUUACCAGGAAUCGGCAUAGGAAAACAGAAAUUGAAUAAAGCCCGGGAAGGAGAGAGCGAGGAGAGAGACAAAGGAACUACUGGGGAUACAGAGUCCGCAGAUAAGGAAAUGAACAAUAUGUUACCAGGAAGCAUCAAAGGGAAAGGGGAAGCUAAUAAAGCCCAGAAAGAAGGAGAGGAGAGAGACAAAAAAACGAAUGGGGAUACGUGGGAGGGUCUUGCUCAGGUCAUUCUGAAGGUGAGCGUGGAGGGGAUCCCACAGCAGCCUUCAGAUGGAGUCAAGAUGAAAGAUUCAGGAAGCACAGCGGGUAGCAAGAGAAUCAAUAAGGCUGUAGGAAAGACAGGGCAUAAGAGCAGUCCAGGAGACACACAAAAAGGCAUCAAAGACAGAAGUCUUGACAAAAAGGGAAUAAAUAAAGCCCGGGAAGGAGAGAGCAAGGAGAGAGACAAAGGAACUACUGGGGAUACAGAGUCCGCAGAUAAGGAAAUGAACAAUAUGUUACCAGGAAGCAUCAAAAGGACAGGGGAAGCGAAUAAAGCCCAGAAAGAAGGAGUGGAGAGAGACAAAAAAACGAAUGGGUAUACGUGGGAGGGUCUUGCUCAGGUCAUUCUGAAGGUGAGCGUGGAGGGGAUCCCACAGCAGCCUUCAGAUGGAGUCAAGAUGAAAGAUUCAGGAGGCACAGCGGGUAGCAAGAGAAUCAAUAAGGCAGUAGGAAAGACAGGGCAUAAGAGCAGUCCAGGAGACACACAAAAAGGCAUCAAAGACAGAAGUCUUGACAAAAAGGGAAGAGACACAAAAGAAGAGGAAACAGAAAUUGAUACACAAGGUGGAAAUACAGAACCAGGUCACCCAAUAACAACAGUCAAAGGAAAAAGUAGGCAUGAGGCAUUAGUGGCAGACAGCCACAGUGCAGCAGCAGUUGACAGAACAGAUGAACUUAAUCCAAAAGACUUCCUUUACCUGCUGAAAUUGCUGGAUAUCACGCUUCCAGGGGGGGUCCUCAAUCCUGAAGUUAUCAAAGAAUCACAAAAAAAUACGUCCAUUAAACAUGCCGGAUCAAUCAUCACUGCGCUGGAACAUUUUGAAAUCCAGUUCUGCAAUAUACCACGAUUGGGUAGUAGGGAAGUGCAGAGAGCUUUAAAUCUGAAGAGUGGCAAUGAUGUGCGUGAGCUCACAAAUAUAAUUUUCUUCAAGGUCAUUAAAGAACAGAAAAAAAGAGAGGAACUGGAGGAGAUUUGGAAGAUGAACUCAACAUGCACAGGCAAGGGGUUCAGGAUGCGGGACAAGUAUACAAGGGACAAAAUCAGCACACCUAAAUUUCACACCAAAUACAUCACUAGGGCCUUUGAUAAUUUAGAGAUUGGGAACGACUUGCCAACAGUGACACGCGGUACGAGAGUGCAAACACAAACUCUGGAGAAAAUGACAUUCUUAAAAGAGUCCUUUGACCAGCGCUUUGGGGGUCAUGGUAAGAAUACGGAUGAGAUGGAGUGCCUGAAGUUCUUCCAUGAGCUGGGCAUGAUUAGUCCUGGUGAGGAGGAAGUAAAGUAUACCAGAGGCAACCAAGUGAAUUAUGGCUUCCUCAAAGGAAUAUUGGACUUCUUAGUAGAAAUUUGCAGCAAAGGACAAGGGAAAGCAAAUAAAGCCCAGAAAGAAGAGCAUGAGGAGAGAAACAAGAGAUUUGUGAUUGAGUGCAAAAGCACCUCUGGUGACAUGGUGGGGAGGUUCUUCAACAGACCUCAAAAUGACGAGUGUCUGGCUCAGCUGAUUGAAAACCAUGAGUACUGCUUGCAGACCCAAACUUAUAUGUACAUCCUGAACAAAGCUGAUGCGCUGCAAGGAAAGUCUCUCUCACAGAAAGCUGUGAUGGUUAUCAGAGAAUAUCAUGGGAGACGUGAGGAACCAAUCUUUUACUGGAACUAUCUCCAGUUGGACAACAGUAUCCACAGUGACAUUGAUGAACUGCGGGCUUACUGCCAGAGGGAUGUGUUGGCUUGUUUCCUGGCAGUGUUAAAUCUAAUCUUCCAGAAGGAAAAGAAGGUUGUGAACACUUGAUUCUUGAACUUGCUUAGCCUACCUAGUUUUGCCUGUGCCUGCCUGAUUUUGACUUCGCUUGUUGGAUUACAUUUUUGGAUUGUUCACCCUGCCUAUUAGAUCAUCUGUGUUUUGACCUUGCGUCUUUGCAUGUUCUGUAGAUUGUGGACUUUGUACCAUUGCUGAUAGUUUAGUUAUAAUUUGCUUAUCAUUAAUGCAAGUAAACAAACCAGCCAUAAAAAAAGUGCACUUCCGAAGUGUUACAGUCAUACCAGGCUCACCACCAGCCAUACCCAUGCCCCUCUCUCCACCAGCCACACUCACUUCUUAAUCUCCUCUCUCUCAUGUAGCUCUCCCUUCUGGUCUCACCCCCAGUCUACUGAUCACCUAUCCUGGAACAUCCAGACCUUGGUAAUCCUUCAGAUUAAGGGUCUGGCCACAAAUGAUAUUAUGGCCCAAUUCGAUCGGCGACACCAAGCAAGCAUUUGAACAUCUCACUGCACGGAGUGGAUAACACUACGACCAAUGUACUCUGACUGAUUCCGGACUUCGACACAAUUGGACAACACUACGACCAAUGUUUACUCUGACUGAUUUCGGACUUCGACACAAUUGGAUAACACCAAUUUUACUGACUUUGAAAGUUGCAGCGCUGUCGUCAUCAGUUAAGCUCGUCUCUGGCCCGCCUACAGUAUUUCAGAUACACCGAUGUGAUUGGUAUCCCCCGAUGCCUUGGGUAAAAGUAACAUGCAUCAUUGCUCCUUGAUCUUGCAGACACAAUUCAAAUUGUGCUCUCGGAAGAACUCUGGAUUUCUAGGUCAACUUUAAAGUCCUACUUGGUGUGGAAAAAAUCUCCCCAAAGACUGACCUUUACCUGGAAUCUUUCCUGAGAGUUAAGUUUGAACUUUGUUCUUGUAGGAAACAUAGGAAAGUCUGUGUGACAGCUUGGAGAGACAGCUGACUGGAGGGAAUAGUCCCCACUGGGGCUGUCUUGGGCUAGCUACCCAUGGCGGAAGUCUCAGACGCUGCUUCAGUUUGUUGGGGACACCCACCACAUGCUACAGAAAUUGAACAAAGGAACAUACUCCUAGAGUCUAUGAGAGCAAGGGCGCAAGAUGGCUCAACGACUAACAACAUGGCUACAGACCCAGGAACGGACACGACUACAAGCAAGAACACCAUACAUGAAACAACCACAGCAGCUUCUGGACACUCACUUCAGGUGUACACCUGUAGGUGAAAAUAACAUCAUUCACGGGACCCACCAAGGAAAGAGAGGGUGCUUGAGAGAGCAGAGACAAGGGCCUCGCAUUGACCAGUGCUUCUUACGAAGCAACCAGUCAAAUCAGUCAAUUGAAGCACAGUGGCGGGACAAAAAACAAUGUUUUCAGAGUAUCAGCACCCCUGUCACUGAGAAGGAUAAUGCACCCAACCACAGAGACCGCCCAAGGAGGAAAAUCUCAAAGGGCACAGACAAAGUGCUCACCGCCUUCUCAACGGUGAGGGGAAAAUCUUCUUUAGCAUGACAGCACAGGUUAUCCACCUACAGUACCUGGAGAAAAGCAAGUACGUUGAUACAUGUGUACAGAAGGCCGGUAUUCCUGGGUUUGUCUGCCUUGCAGCAUAUACCAGUAUGAUCUGUAUGAUCCGAUCAUGUAGCCUCAGUAGCCAGGUCGGAAAAUCAGGACCUACUUGACUCAAGAUGCUUUUCCAAAUUCAAGACUAACACUUGCCUACAAAGUACUCUCCGGCUCUGCUACCACCUAUUUGAAUGCCCUCAUACAGGCAUAUGCUACCACACAACCGCUGUGCUCCUCAGCUGAGCGACGUCUAGCCCUUCCACCAGCACGCUAAGGCCAAUCCAAACUUUUCUCAUCUGUCGUUCCUCGUUGGUGGAACGCACUACCUGUUCCUAUUAGAGUAGGGACAUCCCUCGCCAUCUUCAAAAAAUGUCUGAAAACCCAGCUCUUCAGAGAACAUCUCCUCUCAUAGCACUACUACAGACAAUUACACUCAUUAGCCAGGUUUCCAUCCAAGGCGUUUUAGCGAGAAAAUAUUUUAGCGCUUUUAUUUUUUACCGAUAUAGCUGAUGGAAACGCUAAUUAUCGAUAGAAUUUUGCAAAUGUCGACAGAAUAUUUUUCCGCUUAACUUUAGCGCAUUAACACCAUAUCGAUUCUUCAAAUGUCGCAAAAAUUAGAUUGGAAACACUUUUUGUCGAGAAAAAAGGCUUUAUCGCACAUUCAUGUAUCCCAUGAUGCAUUAUCAUCACGUUGAAAUAACACAAAUAUCGCGAGCAGUUCGCAUGGACAGAUGAGGAGACCCGCCGGUAUUUCCUCAAUUUAAUUGAGGAAAAUUAUAUCACAGCUAUUUUUGAUAGAAAACGGCAUAGGAAUGCUACAACAUUUGUAACACUGAAAUUACUGUUAGCUGGCAAAUUUAAAAAAACUGUCUGACUAAUCUCUCCAUUUUUGUUUGUUUGUGGAAGGGGGUGUCACGUGGAAAGUAAAAGGUAGCUAAUUUGCGACAUACCCAAAAUUCUGUAUGGAAACGGCUCAAAGGCAGAUUUUUUUGGCGAUACACCAAGACUUAUGCGACAGUUCGUUUUAGGGGUGUGUGAUGUCAUCACGCACAGCAUUUUAUCGACAGAAAGCCAGUUGGAUGGAAAUAGGCUGGAGACAGCAAAUAUCGCACAAUUUUUUUCACGCAUAUUCUGUUUGUCGAUAACAAAAUGUCGCAAAAACUGGAUGGAAACUUGGUUACUGAUGCACUUAUUACACUCAUUGAUGCGCUUAUUGUGGUUUUUAAAUUGUUUAAAUUGAAUUGCUCUUAAAAGCUUAAAUGUUUUUACCAUGUUGUAAGUCGCUUUGGUUAAAAAGCAUCAGCCAAAUGUAAUGUAAUGUAAUGAUUGAUCUGGCACCAGAUCCAGAUGGCAAAGAAAGACAAAAGAGACAUCAAUGUCAUCUUCCUUGACCUGGUCAACGCCUUUGGAUCAAUUCCCCAUAACCUCCUCUGGGAAUCCUUCAACUUCUUCCACAUUCCAACAUCUGUCGCUAGUCUUGUAAAAGCCUACUUCAAAGACCUGUAACUGUGACUCUCAACAGCCGACUUUACAAACAUCAUGGCAGCAAGUAGAAGUAGGCAUCUUGGCAGGCUGUACAAUCUCACCCCUGGCCUUCACAACAGUCAUGGAGAUCAUCAUCAGGGCCUCAAGAUGGGUGGUGGGGGGUGAGAAAAUUAAGGACAGGAUCUGCCUUCCAUCUAUCUGACCAUACAUGGAUGACAUGAGGAAGGUGAUAGUAGUUGUUAAUUGAUUGAUUGUCCAAUGAAUGUGCUCCCGAUUAUGGGGAUUCCUCUCAGGUGUAUGUGUCAUGUGAUCUGUGGGCUUCGCCAUUUAAACCAGGGGGUCAGGAUUUGACUGAUUAGCUUCGCCAAUUAGCAAGGCACUUUCUCGUCGCCAUUUUCCAGAAAUACAUCAUGUCCGGUGCCGUUUUCCCUGCGUUUUCCUCAUGCUGAUUGGUGGUUGUUCCACUCUCAGCUCAUGCACGAGCUUAGUGUGGGCACGAGCUCUCGUUCUGUACUUUACGUCAGUCAGUAACCUGGGGCCCGUUGCACAAAAGUAGAAUUAAGACAUCCGGGAUAAGUUACUGAGCCGCGAUCACUGAAUCCUAAACAAGAGCAUACCGGCUGAAUUGGUUGCACAAAGACCAAUCCAGGAUGAGCAGACACGGAUUCAUCAAGCCAGGUGUAAGUUAUCCGGUGUAUGUGCGCGUUCUCGUUUCUCCCCCAAUAACUCGCGGUUGGAAUAAAAAAGACGCGAAAAAUAGCGUCUUGCACACAAAGUAAACAACCGCUUUUGAUAUAGACUAACAACGAGGUAAAGUUUUACUUUUUUGGAUGGGGGAUCAUGAUUAUUUCUGUUACAUAGCGGGAGUAGGUGUGGCAGAUCAACUGAAUGCAAAUUUACGUAUGCACCCACGUGUGUGAGAGCUUCCUUGUCUCGGCACGCAACGUCAUUAGGAAGCGCUUUGCCACCGCAAAGAUGCACAAAGUAUCUUGAUUUGUCUUAAAAGCCGAAUUAGUUCA